Dentiscutata erythropus is the source of this 1461-nucleotide messenger RNA. Lineage: Eukaryota; Fungi; Glomeromycota; Glomeromycetes; Diversisporales; Gigasporaceae. The record is from the annotation of a GenBank genome assembly.
AUGUCAUCUACAACGAAGAAUAAUAACUCUCGUUAUCGUGAUGGGUGUAUGGGCCCAGGAUACAUAGCACUAAAAAAUAGUUUUAUUGGUAAUUUAUUUCGUAAAUUAACCUUUAAAACUUCUAAAUCUGUAAAAUCCCAAGAAACCACCAACAAUUCUUCCUUGACGAAUUCUGACCCUAUAAAUUCCAUUAUAAAUAAUAAGAAUGAUGAUACAAAAAUACGAACUCCUCAUAAAGUGAAGAUAAAAUCUGAUCAUAAAGCGAAAUAUAUUCCAAUUGAAAUUCCUAUUUCAAAUAAUGAACAAGUGGAAACCAAUUCAUCUCUAUCUCCUCAAAAUCGACCAAAAGACAUUCAUCAAUUAGAACAAAAAGUUGACGCUCUUGGCAAACAAUUAAGUCAGAUUGAACAAAUGUUGAACUCUUUGGUUCAAGCUCCUAAAGUUGACGAUAAUGUAAUAAAUAAUUUGGAAAAAAAUGAAAAUAAUGAUAAAAAAGAUUAUAUUAUUGAAAGUAAAAAUAUAAUUAAAAAGAAUUUAGAAUCAUUAACUCAAAAUCUCAAAUCCCAUUUAAAGUCCAAUGACCAAGUAGUAGGUCGUUUCAACAUAUUGCGCACUUAUGGUAUGACUCGAGAUCCUGUAUCAAAAGCCUACAUGAUAGUGAUGACAUUAGCUGAUGAUGGUGAUUUAUCUGCAUACUUGAGAAAACAUUUCUCUGAACUCAAUUUUAUCAAGAGACUAGAUAUUCUUUAUGACAUGGCCACUGGUUUAUGUCAGAUUCAUAAGUCUGGACUUAUGCAUCGUGAUUUACAUAGUGGAAAUGUGAUGUGUCAACGACUAUCGGGUAGAGACCCGGGUCGUGCAGAUGAAUAUCGAUUCGUGAUUGGUGAUUUAGGCCAGGCGACUCCGCCCAUAAAAGAUGAAUUCAAAAGAGGCGAUGAACUCUUAAAGGCGCCACAGCAGCUAGAAUUACAUUCACAUAAUGUCCCGUAUAGUACUUUUCAUGAUACUAAAGCAUUAACAACGAAAUCACAACACCAUCCCAGUUAUGAAACCUUAAGCAUAGAUAUCAUGAAUAACGAUGCCUUUGAAAUCCCUGAUUCUGAAGAUUAUUCAACCUUUGAAAUCCCUGAUUCCAUAGAUAACGAAGAUUAUUCAACCUUUGAAAUCCCUGAUUCCAUAGAUAACGAAGAAAUCUCUGAUUCAUUGGAUGAAGUUACUGAUUCCUUAAAUAAUGUAGACCUGGAUGAUAUUCCUAUAACCCCAACUGAUGAAUCAUCAGUACUACAUAGUGUUAAUAUUGAAGGUAUUAAAAAAGAAAAUGCAUCUGCAUCUUCAUACCAACAAAAACGUUCAACUAAUAAAGAUGUAAUAGUAAAAGAAAAGGCUGCGUAUAGAUAUUCACAACAGUCGAUGGGAUCUGUAAAAUUUGAUUUUUCAAUUGAAACUGAUAGUGAAGAUUAA